AUGGAGCAGACAGAUUCGAUCACUCCCUCUGAUCGUCAAAGUGGUCCAAAACACAACAAGAGGUCUGGCCAGCAAGAGGCAGAUACCACGAUGGCUAAUGACGUUGACCCAUCAGCCCCUGCUGCGGCCCCUUCAGACUCGGUGGAAAGAACUUCUAAGAGUGGUUCUUGUUCGAGGAAGAGUAGGCAGCAGAAGAAGGAAAGGAGGCAAGAGACCAAGCCGGCUUCAGUGAAAGACGAAGCUGAGGCUUCUGGUAUUUCCAGCGAAGAGGAAUCCACUUCGGAUGAUGAUGAAGCCUCAGAAACCGCAACACUUGCUGCCAAGCAAUAUUCGGGAGUCAAUGGCACUACUAAGAAUAAGAAGGAACGAGCCAACAGUAUCAUUUCCAAGAAAAAGACCUCCAAGGCUUCCACUAAGAAGCAGAAGAAGCCAAAGAAAAAAAGCAACAAGAACAAGGCGGGCAGUUGCUCUGACACCGCUUCCGAUUCGGACAGUGGUUCAGAUUCGUCCGAUCCCGAAUCUUCUGAUAAUGAGGACCCUGGUGAGAAAAGUGACCGAACCAAGUCCUCUUCAGGCCUCGAGGGCCAACUCAGAGCGCUCCAACUCCAGUUUGCUCAGCUGCAGCAGCAGCUAGGCGCCUCUAAUGGCCUGGCUUCAUCCGUUAACCCAAGCGCCUUUGCCUCCUUUGGUUCGUCGACUUCGCCGUAUUCUAUCCAAAAUCCUCUGGCUUCACAGGUAGCUGAUCUCGAUCCACUACUCACUGGUCGUCGACCACUUGUUCACUAUAAUCCUCGCAGACGUCGACCCAUGCGACUUUCAGGAAUACCAGCUCUCGAAGGUAGUGACCGGGAUAGUAUUACUAAUGAUUACUUGCGUGGCGAGUUGAAGUUCAAGGGGAAAAAGCCUAAGGGUCCUGCCUUUAAACGCGUGGAUCAGGUGUGGGACAACAGCAUACACAAUUUCAAACUUCAGGACACAGCCGACACAGACACCGAUUCCCAGUACGACGAAUACAUCUUCCAUGUCAGAAGAAAGUUCGACUGGGAAGGAAAACAUGUAGCAACUGUUGUCGACAUCAAGAGCAAGUUGCUUCGGGAAUGUCUGCAGGACGUUAUCGGCAAUGCGGAAGGCAUCAGCCUGGUAGAUGAAACACCAAAAAUGAACCCUGAGGUCCUUUUCUU
Fusarium tjaetaba is the source of this 1181-nucleotide messenger RNA. RefSeq names its product TOB3 (member of AAA-ATPase family). NCBI's taxonomy places the organism in Eukaryota, Fungi, Ascomycota, Sordariomycetes, Hypocreales, Nectriaceae. The record is from RefSeq and is a predicted model, not a curated record. The transcript has a single exon. The annotation marks the transcript as partial.